AUGCAGAGUUUCAGUCCUGAGCAAACUCGGGGGCUGCUGGAGCCGGAGCGUACCAAGUCGCUGCUGCCUCGGGACAGCAGGGCCUGGGAGAAGCCAGUCCAUCCAGCCUUCACCCAGGACUGGGAGGCCGUGGAGGUCGGGGCCGCUGCUGCCUGUGACAUCGGGGAGAAAGGCCUGACUUCUCAGGAGUCAGCGCUUUCCCACGAGUGGAGCUCCCUGGAGGAGGAGGAGGAGGAGGAGGAGGAUGACGACGAUGAGUUGGAGGACUCCCAGGGCUUUGUGGAGUGGUCCAAGUCCCCACAGCAAAUGACAAUCGUCUUGAUUGUGUGUGUGGUCUUUUUGUUCUUGGUUUUAACGGGAAUGCCCAUGAUGUUUCACAUUUAA
Ochotona curzoniae (black-lipped pika) is the source of this 384-nucleotide messenger RNA. RefSeq names its product small integral membrane protein 17 (gene SMIM17). Lineage: Eukaryota; Metazoa; Chordata; Mammalia; Lagomorpha; Ochotonidae. The transcript has 3 exons. The record is from RefSeq and is a predicted model, not a curated record. Bases 1 to 384 code for a protein of 127 amino acids.